GUCCGAAACGGGAAAACGCGGAGAGCUUCUCGUCCCUCCUCCCCCCACCUCCAUUCCGGCCGCUCUGCAGGGCCGGCCCAUGCAGGUGAGGCGACGACGCGGCGGCGCGCGUUUACCGGACCGGCGGCGGCCUACCGGAGACGAUGAAGGGGAGACCGCUGUUCAAGAGCCCUCUCCCCCGCAGCUACCUCUCCGAAACCUCCAGCGUCGCGUCCGCCGCCGUCGCCACGCACCGCGUCUACCAAGUCUGGAGAGGAAAGAAUAGAUUCCUCUGCGGCGGUCGGCUCAUCUUCGGCCCGGACGCAAGCUCCAUCGUGCUCACGGUGGCGCUCAUCAUGACGCCGCUCGCGCUCUUCGUCGCCUUCGUCUCGUUCCGGCUCGCCGAGCUCAUCGGGAAGCCGCUCGGCACCGCCGUCCCGGCGACGGCCAUGGCCGUCGGCAUAUUCGACGUGGUGGUGCUGAUUCUCACGUCGGGGCGAGACCCCGGGAUCAUCCCCCGGAACGCGCGGCCGCCGGAGCCUGACGCAGCCGCGACGGAGAGCUUCUCAGGCUCCCCCGCGGCGAUGGGCGCGUCGGCGUCGUGGUCGCUGCCCCCCACGCGCGACGUGUACGUGAACGGCGUGGUGGUGAAGGUGAAGUACUGCCACACGUGCAUGCUGUACCGGCCGCCGCGCUGCUCGCACUGCUCCGUCUGCAACAACUGCGUGGAGCGCUUCGACCACCACUGCCCCUGGGUCGGCCAGUGCAUCGGCCGGCGGAAUUACCGCUUCUUCUUCAUGUUCAUCUCAUCCACCACGUUCCUGUGCCUCUACGUGUUCGGCUUCUGCUGGGUGAACCUGCUGCUCAUCUCCCGGCGCUACGGCGUCAGCUUCGGCAGCGCCGUCGCGGAGUCCCCCGUGUCGGGCUGCCUCAUCGUCUACACCUUCGUCACGGCGUGGUUCGUCGGCGGGCUCACGGCGUUCCACUCCUACCUCGUGUGCACCAACCAGACCACGUACGAGAACUUCCGGUACCGGUACGAGCGCAAGGCCAACCCCUUCAACCGCGGCGCCGGCCACAACAUCGCUGAGAUCUUCUUCUCGCCGAUCCCGCCGUCCAGGAACGACUUCCGGGCCAAGGUCUCGCCCGCCGACCCGGACGCCGCCGCGCUCUACUACCUCGGCCCGCUGUCGUCCGAGUCCCGCAUCAGCUUCUACACCAGGGCCAGCCUCAGCUUCGACAUGGCCAAGGCCAGCUUCGACCUCAACUACUCCGCCAAGCGCACCAGCGUCGCGUCCUCCGACUUCAGCGACAUCUACGGCGGCGGCCACGGGGCGCUCGACCGAGUCUCUACUGCUCAUCAGCAGCCUCGGCACUCCAUCUUCGGCGGGCCUGGCAGGGAGAGCAAGAAGGCGGAGGACGAAGCGGACGCCGUGACGGCGGAGCUCGGGGCCACCAUGCACAUGCGCUACGGCGCCGCCGCAGGACGGACGCGCGGGAGGGAGUUCGAGGCGGUGUGAUCGAGCGCGCGCAUGGGAACGAGGGGGUCGAUCGAUCGAGAAGAAGCAAAUUAAAUGCCCUUCUCAGCUCGAUUCGUGAUUCGUGAAUGUGAUUUGCGCGUGUGCUGUAGGUACGUACGUGUAAGUAGCCUCAGUUUCGUCCUCCUCAUCCUCCUUUUAUAUGUUUGGAAACAGGAUGCCUCAUAUCAUAGCAUUCUACUUCCUGCAUGGUACACUGUAGUUCAAGGCUUCAUGUAUAUAUAGUUGUAUUAUACAUACAUGUAACAUGUAUAUAGGCUGCCUACGCACAUACAUGCGCACAUGAGUUGUGUCACGAUCACAGGUAGUCCUGAUAGGAUUUUGGUAGAGAUUUCAGCGAGAACAAGUGAAGAAUGGGAUUUCGGAGGAUCUAUCCUUCAGCCAAGCAGCAAGACCUGGACAACACAAUCCCGAGGGCUUGUUUAGAACCAAAGGGAUUCGAAGAAGGCUAAAAUCCCUUAAUAUUUAAAAGAUAGAGAGAAAGUUUCUUGCUA
Molecule: messenger RNA, 2011 nt
Organism: Zea mays
Lineage: Eukaryota; Viridiplantae; Streptophyta; Magnoliopsida; Poales; Poaceae
Product: probable protein S-acyltransferase 6
Exons: 3
Coding region: 144-1499 (451 amino acids)
Biological process (GO): peptidyl-L-cysteine S-palmitoylation; protein targeting to membrane
Cellular component (GO): endoplasmic reticulum; Golgi apparatus
Molecular function (GO): protein-cysteine S-palmitoyltransferase activity
Source: RefSeq, a predicted model, not a curated record